AUGUACAACGGAAUCGGUCUCAAGACCGCUCGAGGCACGGGCACCAACGGAUACGUCCAGCGCAACCUCUCCAACUUCAAGCCGCGCGACAACCCGUUCAACAAAACAGACAAGGCAGGAGCACGCGGCUCGUUCGGGUCCGAUGUUCGCCACACUCAGCCCGACGCAGCCAUCCUCGAACACGAGAGGAAGCGUCGCGUAGAGGUCAAAUGCAUGGAGCUCCGCGUCCAACUCGAGGACGAUGAUGUGGAGGAAGACGAGAUCGAGCUGCAGGUCUCUGCGCUGCGAGAGAAGCUUGUGGCCCAGCUGGAACGAGAGAAGGAGCAGGAGGCUGCGAGAGGAUUGCAAGUAAGGACGGAAGCGAGCAGACCGAGACCAGGCGAGACGCACAAACGGCUCGAGGCCAAGCAGCACGAAGAUCGACGUUUCGCUUCUGCUGUCGGCGUAGAGAGUGGAUACCGUGAGGGUGAUGCGUUCAACCGCGAGCUGCAGGAGAGGAAGCGACAGGAGCGCAUAGAGGAGAGGAAGAAGGCGGAUGAACAGAGAAAGGCCGACUGGGAACGCAAGCGCGAGAUGCAACAGCAAGCGAGGCGGGACCGAGAGCGGGAGCAUGAUCGCGCACAGUCGAGCAGAGAUAGUGGAUGGGCGAGCCGCUAUCGUCGGUCCUCGCCGGAGGGGCGCAGGAGCCGUCGUGAAUACUCGGAUGACGACAGGUCACUGUCGAGGUCUGCUUCUCCAAGAGCAAAGAAGAGGGGCAAGUACAGGGAUGCAUCUUCCGACAGCGACUCACUCACGCUCCUCCUCUUCGCGCUCCUACUCUCGGUCGCCAUCACGCUCUCGAUCGCGUUCUCCAGUUCGUCGUCGACGAAGUCGCUCACUCACUCGAUCGGUCUCGCGCUCCCGCUCUCGUUCCGUGUCCAGAUCAUCUUACUCGUCCCGGAGCCGCAGUCGCAGCCGCAGUCCGCGUCGGGCCAGCAAGCGGAGCGUAAGCCGGAGCCGAAGCCGAAGUCCGAUCUUCCGCAGGGCGCGAGAUAG
Molecule: messenger RNA, 1035 nt
Organism: Kalmanozyma brasiliensis GHG001
Lineage: Eukaryota; Fungi; Basidiomycota; Ustilaginomycetes; Ustilaginales
Product: mRNA splicing factor, Cwf21
Exons: 2
Coding region: 1-1035 (344 amino acids)
Source: RefSeq, a predicted model, not a curated record